CAUAUUUUUAAACAUAUUAUGCUUUCACCAAAUGUUUUAUGGUUGCUAAAAGAAAAUAUUAUACUCAAUUUAGAAAAUGUCAUAGUUUUGAGCGUCACUAGUGGAAAAUCUUAAAAGAAAACUAAAAUGGAAGGUUUUAAAUUGAUAAAAACAACGUUUGAAAGUAAUAAGGAAAUUGUUGGAGUAAAUUUUCAUGGUGAUGAUAGUUAUUAUUUAUUUUUGGAUGAGGUUAGAAAAACGUACAAUUUGCCGGAAGACUACGAAAUACAAGUUUACUCCAAGGAAUUUAUAAUAAGGCCCAAUAUUUUUACAAGCUUUGUGGCACAAUACAUUAGUAAUUUGGAUUUUGUUUUGGAUAUUAAGGGGAAAAUCCCUCUUAAAAGAUGUCAUACUUCCACAACUGCAUGUGAUUCUCAAAAAUAUCUUCAAAAAGUCUUAGCUCAACAACUUCAUGCGAUUCCCCACCAUUACCAUUAAAUAUAGUAGCUGUAGAGAGAUGUCGUACACCGACAACUUUGUGUGACUCCCAACAAAUAUCCUCAGCAACUGAUAUCGCCCAAAGGAGUACUACUCCCUCAGCAUCAUAUGAUUUGCAACAAUUACUUUCGAACCCCGCGGUUAAUUUGCAAACAAUACCAUCAAAUUGUGUA
Molecule: messenger RNA, 650 nt
Organism: Lucilia sericata (common green bottle fly)
Lineage: Eukaryota; Metazoa; Arthropoda; Insecta; Diptera; Calliphoridae
Exons: 3
Coding region: 127-477 (116 amino acids)
Source: RefSeq, a predicted model, not a curated record